AUGGCCGCAUCCAGCCUGUCCGUCUGCUCCAGCAACCUGAGCUAUGGCAACCGCGCCUGCCUGCCCGGCUACAGUGACGCUUGCACCGACUCCUCCUGGCAGGUGGACGACUGUCCAGAGAGCUGCUGUGAGCCCUCCUGCUGCGCCCCCAGCUGCUGCCAGCCCACCUGCUGUGUCCCCAGCUGCUGCCAGCCCACCUGCUGUGUCCCCACCUGCUGCCAGUCCACCUGCUGUGCCCCCAGCUGCUGCCAGCCAACCUGCUGUGCACCCACCUGCUGUGCCCCAGCUUCCUGCCUGACCCUCAUCUGCACCCCAGUGAGCUGCGUGUCCAGCCCCUGCAGCCAGGUGACCUGUGAUCCCAGGCCCUGCCAAUCAGCCUGCACCAGCUCCUGCACACCCUCAUGCUGCCAGUCCUCCUGCUGCACCUCCUCCCGGUGCCAGCAGACCUGCUGCACACCCGUCUGCUGCACACCCGUCUGCUGCAAGCCCCUGUGCUGUGUGCCCGUCUGCUCUGGGGCCUCCUCCUGCUGCAGACCCUCCUCCAGCGUGUCCCUCAUCUGCCGCCCCGUGUGCAGGCCUGCCUGCUGCGUGCCCACCUCCUCCUGCUGUGGCCCCACCUCCUCCUGCCAGCCCAGCUGCUGCCGCCCAUCCUCCUGCAUGUCCCUGCUCUGCCGCCCCGUGUGCUCCCGCCCGGCCUGCUGCGUCCCCACCUCGGCCCAGACGUCCUGCUGCUGA
Messenger RNA from Myotis daubentonii (Daubenton's bat), 735 nucleotides. RefSeq names its product keratin-associated protein 10-7-like. The coding region runs from base 1 to 735 and encodes 244 amino acids. The transcript has a single exon. The record is from RefSeq and is a predicted model, not a curated record. NCBI's taxonomy places the organism in Eukaryota, Metazoa, Chordata, Mammalia, Chiroptera, Vespertilionidae. Gene Ontology annotation, cellular component: keratin filament.